Botrytis cinerea B05.10 is the source of this 2157-nucleotide messenger RNA. RefSeq lists its product as hypothetical. Bases 208 to 1854 code for a protein of 548 amino acids. The record is from RefSeq and is a predicted model, not a curated record. NCBI's taxonomy places the organism in Eukaryota, Fungi, Ascomycota, Leotiomycetes, Helotiales, Sclerotiniaceae. The transcript has 5 exons.
GAAAUGUUUCUUCAAUUAGGAAUCAAGUUUGCAUGCAUGCAUUCAUUCGUUCAUUCAUUCGUUGACUAGGCAGGUACGGAUGAAUGAAUGGAUGAUUGACACUCGAAGUAGGGGAUUCUGGAUAUAUAAAGCUUGUGAGUGCCAAGGAAAUUGAAGGUUGAAGUUAUCAUCCAUUAUAUUUCCUCGAACGUUUUGGUUGCUUUCAGAAUGAAUUUAACCUCACUUCACUCUGUUCUACUUUCGUUAUUCGUCUUUCCAUUUCUUGCAAUCGCGCAGAACAUCACAGCAUCUCUAGAUUAUGGCACAUUCCAAGGUGCAUACUCAUCUACAUAUAACAUAACCUAUUAUCAGAAGAUCCCCUUUGCAGCACCUCCAACUGGCAACAACAGGUUUAGAGGCCCACAACCUCCUCUCCCUAUCACAAAUGGAACCUAUAAUUCCAUUCAAACCUUUCCCGCCUGUCCCCAAAAAGGUAAUGUUGGAUCAGAGGACUGUCUUUACUUAUCUCUCUACUCUCGCCCAUGGACAUCCAAUCAGCCACUUCGACCAGUCAUGGUAGUGUUCUUCGGGGGCGGAUUCAUUCAAGGCGGUGGUUCGCUGGCAGUUCCCCCUUCGGCCUAUCCCAUCCUCAAUGUUUCUGCUCAAAACGAUAUACUCUUCGUAUACCCCAAUUACCGUGUCAACACAUUUGGAUUUCUACCAGGAAAAGAGAUUGCGGAAGAUGAAAGUUCAGAUCUCAAUCCGGGAUUGCUGGACCAGAGAGCGGUUCUUGAAUGGGUGAAUAAGUAUAUCGAUCAAUUUGGUGGAGACAAAGAUAAUGUGGGCAUUUGGGGGCAAAGUGCAGGAGCGGGAAGUGUGGUCGCACAAGUCCUCGCCACUUCCGGGGAAACCACUCCACCCCUUUUUAACCGCGCUCUCGCCUCCUCUCCUUUUUGGCCUAAAACAUACACCUACGAUGCUCCCCAAGCUCAAUCCAUUUACGAUACCAUGACCGACCUGACAAACUGCACUGGUGCUAUCAAUGGCACUCUACAGUGUUUGAAAUCUCUAGAAUGGGAGGUUCUAGCCGAGGCGGCGCUAGUUGUUGCGGCGAGUCAUACUUGGAAUACCAGCAGUUAUACGUGGGCACCCGUAAUUGAUGGAACAUUUCUGAAGAAAACUUUGAGCGAAGCAACGGUUAAUGCGAAAGGUGGUAGGGGUGGGAAAGGGGAACUCGCUAUCACGGGGGGUUGGGGCAUGUAUAAUGCACAUGAAGGUGAAAACUUUGUUCCCUCCGGUCUCCAAAACGCCACCGACACCGGUACACCACCCUUCAACUCCACCAUCGCCUCCUUCAACGUCUGGCUCGCCGGUUACCUCCCCUCAUUUUCCCAUUCCCAGCUCGAUGCCGUGCGCGCCCUAUAUCCUCUAUCUGGCCCCGCAGAGACAUUUCCAGCCUACAACACUACAUAUGAGAGAGCAGGACUUAUAUACCGAGACUCGGUAUUAGCGUGUCCGGCACUGUGGACGAGCAAGGCGGCAAGUGGCAGCGGAUGGAUGGGAGAAUAUACGAUUAGUCCCGCGCGCCAUGGAAGUGACACCAUUUAUUGGAACCAAGUAAACGCGGUCCAGAAAUCGCAACCGCUCAUCUAUCAAGGCUACGCCGGAGCAUUCGCCUCCUUCAUGGCAACCGGGAACCCGAACCAACAUAAACUGACAAAUGCAUCGGAGCCGGGCGUGCCAGAAGUCAGCACGGGAAUGGAAUAUGUGAUUGCGAGUGAUGGAUUCGAAAACGUGGAGAUUGAUGGGGUAAGAUACAGUUUGGAGGCGAGGUGUAAGUUUUGGGCUAGUGUCGCGAGAAGCGUGCCGAUUUGAGGGUGGAGGGAAUUCUAGGGUCUUGACGCUGAUGGUUUGGUUGGCUGAGUCGUGCACUGGGAAUCUGGUAUAGCUUAUGGGUGAAUAUUAAGUUGUUCGCAUGGAUGUCGUAGAACGUAUGCACACCCUGUCUAUUAUUGUUGUUUACCUAGGUGCCUGCAAUGCUUUUCAGUACGUUUCUUAUAGGCCAAUAAACUUUCCUUACAAGGUUAGUGUCAUGUAUCAAAGGCAAUAAAGGCCCGACGAGAAUCUAGGCAGUGCAAGAAUGAAAAAAUUGUCAAGGAAGUUUAAUCACGUCGGCCA